Messenger RNA from Exophiala xenobiotica, 2762 nucleotides. RefSeq lists its product as uncharacterized. The record is from RefSeq and is a predicted model, not a curated record. The transcript is spliced from 2 exons. Lineage: Eukaryota; Fungi; Ascomycota; Eurotiomycetes; Chaetothyriales; Herpotrichiellaceae. The coding region runs from base 588 to 2420 and encodes 610 amino acids. Gene Ontology annotation, molecular function: protein binding.
CGCUUAUUUGCCCAACGCAAAAGUCCUCCUGUUCUUAUUGAACCGCAGAUGAGACGACUCUUGAUGAUUGGCACGCCCUGAGAUUCGCCUUCUGUGCGACCGCUUCAUGCAUGGGGAUUUUGACGUGCUACUCAGCCACUCAGCGCCCUGCAAGCACUGCCUCAUUCUCCAGCUCGAGGCGACAACGCCUUGCAGUCCUCCACGAUACUUACACUAGCCCGCACCGCCCACGACCGCCCAACGCUCUGCCUGGCUUCUCAUGACCAUGGGGUCAUGCGAGUUUCGGUCACUAGCUGACCGGCACAGCCCGAGUGAAGAUCAUAAGUACUCAGGCUGGAGAUCCUACUGUCUUUCCUGAUUCCUUCUCUAGCGCUGGAUUCGACUUUGCUUGAAUCGUGCGAACGGAGCGUCUUUUUGCAUUGUUUCGAGUUUCACCCUGCACGAUCCAUGACACUGUCUCCCAACUUGGCUCGAUCCACCGCUGAAGGACUCUAAGAAGGCCCGCAGUUUUUGACCUGCAUUCGACCUCAUUGAGUUCUUCGGUCGUGAAAACCGGGUCAACGCGCACCUUCGACUUUACGAACGAGAUGGCGGCACAUACAGUUCAUGGCAUGCCUUUUGUUACAGCGACUCCUUCACUCCACAGACACCCGCCGUUGUUGCCCCGCCCUUCAACCGGUGUGAAUGUGCCUCUUGUCCAAAGGUCCGCAGCAGUCGUCCCUCGGACCGCUGAAGAGUGGAACGUACACCGCGACUUGAUCACCCAGCUGUAUCAGGACAGGGAGUUGCCUCUUCGUCAGGUGCAAAAGAUAAUGGAGACUGAGUACAAGUUCAAGGCAACCAAACGAAUGUACACCACCCGGCUGAAGCAGUGGAAUAUCUGCAAGAACUAUCGUGCCGAAGAAAAAGAACUGCUCGCUGCCCGGAUUGCUCAGGCACAUCUUGAGAAUCGGUCGCUCGAUACUAUCACGUUCAAGGACAAGCCGGUCAAAUUUCAUCGUGUGUUGCGGCAUUCUAGAGCUACAGCUCGAAAGAGAAGAGGUGCAGAGAUCGAGCCCAGCCGGAAGAGGAGGAGAGUCUUAGAAUCGGCAGAAGAGUCGUCUGAUUCAAGCAGCUCAGGAGAGUCUCCCGGCCAAAUGGUUCGUGUGCCAGGACCAUGGGAAAAUACCACACAUAGGACUUCCGAGUUCGUGAGCUCCUCGAACCGCAUGGCCUUGGUCACCCCGGUGUCAGGCUACAGCAGUUCAACGAUUCUGACACCUUCAGGGGGCUCGUCGAGCGACAAUGAGGCCGUCCAGCCCACCACUUACCCUCCAAGUCGAGACGAUCGAGUCUUGAGCCCAAGUCCUCCGCUUUUCCCAGCCAAGGGCGCAAUGAACGUCGAACUUAUCCUCGAGCAAACCAAAAUAUACUACUCGGCUCAGCUGGACACCAUUCGUCUGCAAACGGCCGAGAUCCAUGAUGCCGCCGACUUAUCGAGCCUGUUCUGGUCGAAUGUCAAAUUAGCCAUAUACUUUCUGAAGACGAAAACUCCGUCUCUGGCAUGGCCGCUGCUCAACGAGGCAUGUCGCUUCGCCGGAAGCAUGCUCACAAACGCACCCAUCCUGUUCCUGAACAGUGUCUUCACGGUCUUGUCGCCUGUCAACACCAGGGUCUGUCCAGUGGUCCGUAGCAUCAUCCUCCGGUACCUUUCCCAGUUGGCCACGAUCAGGCUGACACCUAGACACCCAUUGUCAAUUCUCUUCCGCGAAAUAUCUCAGGAGGACGAUUCUGGAUUGGCGUCAGAAACAGCAUUGAAUCUCACUCUGGAUAUGUUGAUCAACAGCCUCGGUGGGGACCAUAGUGCGACCUUCACUGUUCGUCGCUCGCUGAUCGCUCUCCUCCGGCGCGACAAGCGGCUCCAAGAAGCGAGACAAUACAGCGAACUUCUGGUCAAGGUGGCCGAGCAAACCUUGGUCUCACAGGUCUCACAGGCCGAACUUGCCAUUCCCAUUCACCAAAAGAAACCGACCAGUAUCAGCAUGACGGAUUUGUGUAUGGCCAUGACGGAGUUGGUGCACAUACACAUCGACAUGAAGGAGUACUCUGUGGCGCGGGGGAUUUGCUCGUCCGUGAUCCAGAAGUAUAACAUCGUGCAGGGGGUGAAUUUCCCGGACAGUCGAGCAGCUUAUGCGAUGGAGGAUAUGGCUGAGAUUUGUGGGCACUUGAAUGAUUUUCAGGGAGCCACAUACUGGCUGCGGCGGGCGUUUGAUGCGAGCUGCAUGUUGAGAGGCGAAGGAGACGCGGCAACGAAGCAUGUCAAGGACAAAUUGGAUGGGAUGAUGGUGAUGGUGAUGGUGAUGGAACCAGGUGUCGAUGCGGUGGACAUGGAGAUGAGCAUGGACAUGUUGGACAUGGAGAUGGGGUAUUACGUUGGAUGAGACGUUCCGCUGGCAAUACUGUACGUUGCGGACGGGUGCGUGUGCUGCAAUGCCAUGGCCUAAAGAUGGAUUGAGGCGCAGCGCACUUAUGUUUUAGCUGCACUGGUUGAUGGUGUAGCUGUACGGAGUACUGGUCAGAAAGCAUAUCCAGCACCUGAGGGUUAGUAACCAGUGACGGCAUCACACAACGUCCCUACUAUAAGGGUUGGUAGUGCAGGAUUGGAGAGAACUCUUUACCGAAGAGCACGGAGUCUAGUCAUCGAGGUCCGGCUAUCGAGAUUUCUCCAUGAUGCCCCCCCGAUGAUGCCCCCAUUGGAGUAAAUCCACCACUUUUGCAUUGGA